This is a messenger RNA of Paramuricea clavata, 722 nucleotides long. NCBI's taxonomy places the organism in Eukaryota, Metazoa, Cnidaria, Anthozoa, Malacalcyonacea, Plexauridae. The record is from the annotation of a GenBank genome assembly.
AUUUUAAGAGCAAGAGCGAGAUGUCUGGCAACAAAACUGUCGACUACGCAAAAUCUUUCUCGUGCGAGAACGUGUUAGCUCAAGCGAAGUGGUAUCAUGACGAUUUACAGAAAGGAGGUUGGCGAGAAAUACAAAAGUUGGAAAACAAAACAUCUUGGAUCAAAACCUUCCCGAAUGAAGAAAUACCAACUAAAGUGUUGCUGAAAUUCCACCUACCCUUGUCCGUACAACAGUUCAUAGAAAUUUCGAACCCGAAAAACAUGGAGCUUCGCUGUAAAUGGGACAAAGGAUUCGUUGAUAACGAAGUGUUGGAGGAAUACCCGGAUGGUGGGGAAUAUUUGAUAUAUAAUAGAGUAGAAUUAGCAUGGCCUCUUACUGAUCGAGAUCUCGUGCUCUUCACAACUGCAGGCAUAGAGGUAGAGUGGUAUGGUAAACAAGCAUAUCUUCUCCCGUACAUCAAUGCCUCGCACAGGUCUAAGCCAGCAAACGUGGGUCCGUAUAUCAGAAUGACAAAUGGCGGACAGUUUAUCAUUGCUACAGCAGAUGAGAAUGAUCCUGACCAGGCUUGUACAAUAUUUGGUUUAUCACAUAAUUUGUACAAUGGCUAUCUUCCUUCAAGACAUAUGGAAUGGUUGCUUUCUCGUGCAGUGCCAAAAAAUUUGGGCAAUUUUUAUGACAGCCUGGUGGAAGGACAUAAGUUGUUUUUUGCUGAUAAGGAAUAA